UGAGAUCUGUCACCGGAAAAUAAAGCAGCAGCAGGCCCAAUAAUAAUAUAAGUUUGUUCGACAUAGCAUUUUACAUGGAUAAUUUGUCCACAAACCUUAUGAAGGAAACCAGUUGGAUGAGAAGCGGAGAGGAGGAAGAUAAGGGGGAGGAGGGUGAUGAAGAAGAAAAAGAUGUGGAAAAAGAUAAAAAGGUCUACUAUUAUGCUGGGCAGGAGAUCAUCAUCGAAGGGGCUCUGGACUCCUGUGCAGACAUGACAUGGCCAGCUUCAGCCCUCUGUCACUACCUUGACACUCAUCGUGAACAGCUGAAUCUUGUGGACAAAGCGGUCCUGGAGAUUGGAGCAGGAACAGGCCUUGUGUCUGUUGUAGCAGCACUCCUCGGGGCUUGGGUGACAGCUACAGACCUUCCAGAAGUCCUGAACAACCUGAGAGUCAACCUGAGCAGGAACACUAGGGGGCGCUGCAGACAUACACCACAGGUGGCACCUCUGUCCUGGGACUACAACCUGGAUUGCACCUACCCUACAUCCAUCUAUCAGUACGACUAUGUGCUGGCAAGUGACGUGGUCUACCAUCACAACUCCUUAGACGAGCUCCUGGCCACCAUGAAGCAUUUCUGCAAACCAGGAACGACUGUGAUCUGGGCCAGCAAGGCCAGGCUUGAGUCUGAUCUGACUUUCACUGAGAGGUUUAAAAAGGCCUUUCACACAAGUUUGCUGUCUGAUGAUGGAGACGUAAAGAUUUUCAUGGCAAUUUGUAGAGAAGAUCUAUUGAGAGAGAGUGAGGGUGCUAAAGACAAGAAA
Messenger RNA from Monopterus albus (swamp eel), 803 nucleotides. RefSeq names its product protein-lysine methyltransferase METTL21C-like. The transcript has 5 exons. The annotation marks the transcript as partial. The record is from RefSeq and is a predicted model, not a curated record. NCBI's taxonomy places the organism in Eukaryota, Metazoa, Chordata, Actinopteri, Synbranchiformes, Synbranchidae.